GGCGGCCUCGGGGAAGAUCGGCGUUUUCCGCCUUCCCCCGCUGCCCACCAUUCGGGAAAUCAUUAAGCUCUUCCGGCUGCAAGCGGUGAAGCAGCUGUCGCAGAAUUUCCUCCUGGACCUGAGGCUGACAGUAACUAUGGGAAAAGCAGGAGCUCCUGUGCACUCGCGCUCUGUUUUUGGACUUUAACCUGUCAUCCGUGGAGGAUUGUAAAUGUGAAAAAAGUGUUUGAUGUUCAAGGACAGUCGGGAGGUGCUGCAUGCUUAUCUAGCCACGUUGGACGUAUUGAUUGGAUGGAUGGAGAAACAGAAAAUACAGUAUUGGUUAAAUACAAAAUUGUGAGGAAAGCUGGCAAUCUCACAGAUGCUUAUGUUUAUGAAGUGGGUCCCGGGCCAGGGGGAAUCACAAGGUCCAUUCUCAGUGCCAAUAUUGCCGAACUUCUGGUGAUUGAAAAGGAUACUCGAUUUAUUCCUGGGUUACAGAUGCUUUCUGAUGCAGCACCUGGGAAACUGAGGAUUGUUCAUGGAGAUGUACUGACGUAUAAGAUAGAGAGGGCUUUUCCAGAUACCAUUAGAAGACAGUGGGAAGACGAUCCUCCAAAUGUGCAUAUUAUUGGAAAUCUGCCAUUUAGUGUUUCAACUCCUCUGAUUAUCAAGUGGCUUGAAAACAUUUCUCUUAAAGAUGGACCUUUUGUUUAUGGCAGAACUCAGAUGACCUUAACUUUUCAAAAGGAAGUGGCUGAGAGACUUGUGGCCACUACUGGAAGCAAGCAACGCAGUCGCCUUUCCAUCAUGGCCCAGCACCUCUGUGAUGUGGAUCAUCUCUUCACGAUUCCAGGAAAAGCUUUUGUCCCCAAACCAGAGGUGGACGUAGGAGUGGUGCGCUUCACACCCUUGGUACAGCCCAAGAUAAAGCAACCAUUCAAGCUGGUGGAAAAAGUUGUUCAGAAUGUGUUUCAGUUCCGAAGGAAAUACUGCCACCGAGGGCUUGGAAUGUUAUUCCCCGAGGCUCAGCGCCUGGAAAGCACUGGGAGACUGUUACAGCUAGCAGAUAUUGACCCAACUCUCCGGCCUGUCCACCUCUCGCUGACACAUUUUAAGAGCCUGUGUGAUGUGUACAGAAAAAUGUGUGAUGAAGACGCACAGCUCUUCGCUUAUAAUUUCAGAGAAGAGCUCAAGCAAAGGAAAAGACAAGACCAGGAACAAGAGGACGACACGGAAGACUGUGAGUCUAGUGCUACAACGAGGGUGCCGAGCCUGACAGGUUGACCGCCACGGCAGGGAGCUGCCACACAAGUGCUCGUUUGUCUUUACAGAGUGAUAGUCAAAUACCAGUGACCAGGUGACUUACGUUCCAUGUACUGUACAGCUUGGUAGAGAAAAUAAAUAUCAAGUAAGAUACAGUACAAGCUUCCUUUAAUAUGUAUACUGCAUAGAUAUGACAGGUGUAGUAUAAACAGCAUCAUUACAAUCUUACAAAAACAAAAUAUCCACAUAUUGUACCCCUAAACCACAUUAAAAUAACUUAAAUGUGCUUUAAAUAAAGCAAAAACUAUCAGGCUCAAAGAAAAUGCCUAAAGGAUUGGAAAAAAAAAUGACCCUUUUAAAAGUUAUUAAUCACAACUUUCCCAUUCUUCCACAUAACUUAAGUAGAAUGCAAUUUUAUUACAAGACUUUUAAAUCGUUUUGAUUCCUGCUCAAAAGGGAUUAUAAGCUAAGUAAUUUACAGAGUCUGACCAGCUUAAUCUAGUUUUCUGAUCCACAAUAAAUUAAAAUAAGUUAAAUCUUUA
Molecule: messenger RNA, 1787 nt
Organism: Nannospalax galili (Upper Galilee mountains blind mole rat)
Lineage: Eukaryota; Metazoa; Chordata; Mammalia; Rodentia; Spalacidae
Gene: Tfb1m
Product: transcription factor B1, mitochondrial
Exons: 8
Coding region: 292-1266 (324 amino acids)
Biological process (GO): transcription initiation at mitochondrial promoter; rRNA methylation
Cellular component (GO): mitochondrial matrix
Molecular function (GO): rRNA (adenine-N6,N6-)-dimethyltransferase activity; mitochondrial transcription factor activity
Source: RefSeq, a predicted model, not a curated record